CAAUCUCAUAUCUUUUGCCAAUUUGCUCAUUACUUGAUAGAUAACCAAGCGCCUCCUUCAUCAAUCAUCAAUCAUGGAUGAAGAGUACGAUGUGAUCGUUCUGGGGACUGGUCUCAAGGAAUGCAUCCUCAGCGGCCUUCUCUCUGUUAAUGGCCUAAAGGUUUUGCACAUGGAUCGAAAUGAUUAUUACGGGGGUGCUUCGACUUCACUUAAUCUUAACCAGCUUUGGAAGCGAUUCAGAGAAAACGAUACGCCUCCAGAGAGCCUGGGAGCAAGCAAGGAGUACAACGUUGAUAUGGUACCUAAGUUCAUUAUUGCCAACGGCAAUUUGGUUCGAGUUUUGAUCCAUACAGGUGUUACCAAGUACCUGAACUUCAAAGCUGUUGAUGGCAGCUACGUGUAUAAUAAGAACAAGAUCCACAAAGUUCCAGCAAACGAUGUGGAGGCGCUGAAAUCUCCAUUGAUGGGGCUUUUCGAGAAGCGUCGAGCUCGAAAAUUCUUCAUCUAUGUCCAGGAUUACGAGGACAGUGAUCCCAAAUCCCACGAGGGUCUGGAUCUGACCAAAGUUACUGCCAGAGAAAUUAUCUCAAAAUAUGGGUUGGAAGAUGAUACAAUCGACUUCAUUGGACAUGCAUUGGCGCUCUAUCACGAUGACAGCUACUUGGAUCAACCCGCUCUUAAUUUUGUAAGGAGAAUAAAGGUGAAACUCUAUUGACUUGUGAUAUGAUGGAUAAGAAAGCACAUAAAUUUGCACAAAAACCAUUCAAGAUUUACUCUGAUUUUGAAUUAUUUAGCAUUUAGAAAUUUACGGUUAAGAUUUAGAAUUGAAAGCUUAAGGUUUAGGAUAAUUUAUUGAUUUAGUUGUGAUUUUAUUUUAUAUAAUAAUAUUAGACGAAUGUUAUCAAUUAAAAUUCAAAAUUUGAUGUUGUUGGGACAGCUUUAUGCGGAAUCUUUGGCACGUUUUCAAGGAGGCUCGCCCUACAUCUACCCACUCUACGGAUUAGGCGAGCUGCCUCAGGCAUUUGCACGCUUAAGUGCAGUUUAUGGUGGGACGUAUAUGCUUAACAAGCCAGACUGCAAGGUGGAGUUUGAUGAAAGCGGGAAAGCAAUUGGAGUCACUUCUGAAGGAGAGACCGCCAAGUGCAAGAAAGUCGUGUGCGACCCUGCGUAUCUCUCUGAUAAGGUUAAAAAGGUUGGCAGAGUUGCUCGUGCUAUAUGCAUAAUGAGUCAUCCCAUCCCAAACACACAUGACUCUCAUUCUGUCCAGCUUAUUCUUCCUCAGAAGCAACUUGGUCGUAAAUCAGAUAUGUACCUGUUUUGUUGCUCUUAUGCACACAACGUGGCAGCAAAAGGGAAGUACAUUGCAUCAGUUUCAACUGAAGCAGAGACUGAUAACCCUGAGGCCGAAUUGAAGCCGGGCGUCGACCUUCUUGGGCCCUUGGACGAGAUCUUCUAUGACAGCUACGAUAGAUAUGUUCCUACAAACAGUACUGAAGAGGAUAACUGCUUCGUAUCCACUAGUUAUGAUGCAACGUCACACUUUGAAACGACGGUAGAUGAUGUUAUUGAGAUGUACAGUAAGAUCACUGGAAAGGAGCUCGAUCUGUCCGUCGACUUGAAUGAUGCAAGUGCUGCCGGUGAUGAGUAAAACUUAUAAACAUAAUUUUUCCUAAUAUCUAUUUUGCCCUUUUUUAAAAAAGAAAUUUUCAUUUCCAUUGGGCAGAAAAAUGUGGAUUCUCUGUUUUUUUUUUUUUUUGAACAUUCUCUGGUUUUGGUUGUGAGUGAGAGACUAUUUUAUUAUUCAAUAUAUUG
Linum tenue is the source of this 1812-nucleotide messenger RNA. The record is from the annotation of a GenBank genome assembly. Lineage: Eukaryota; Viridiplantae; Streptophyta; Magnoliopsida; Malpighiales; Linaceae.